AUGGAUGAUUCAAAGCCAGUUGACCAGAUAUUUACUAAAGCACUACCGAAGAUUGAGUUGCACGCUCAUCUUAGCGGGAGCAUCAGUCGCCAAUGCCUGCAUGAAAUAUGGAAACGCAAAAAAGCGCAGAACCCCGCUCUCGAUGUAGGGGACCCGCUGGUGCUAAUGCCCCCAGGCAAAGUUGACUAUACACUGGAAACGUUCUUCUCAACAUUUUCCAAGUUGACGUACCAGCUCUGUAACGAUCUAGAAAGCUUGGUAUAUGCUACAAACACAGUCCUCGAGGACUUUCUUGGAGAUGGCGUAGUGCACCUCGAGUUACGGACCAUACCAAGAGCAUCUCCCGGCAUCACUCGAGAACAAUACAUCAACUCGGUUCUGGAUACAAUUGAGCAAUUCCGCAGCAGAACUAAACGUAUGUCUGUAUUUUUAAUUCUAGCUAUCGAUCGCGGCAGCAUGACAGCAGCAGAGGCGGACGAGAUUGUCAAUCUUGCAAUCGAAAACAAGUCGCGCGGGGUUGUGGGGGUGGAUAUCUGCGGCAACCCCACCAAAGGCGAUGUCAGCAUCUACAAAGAACCAUUUGCGAAAGCCAAAGCCAAUGGGCUAGGAAUCACCCUUCACUUUGCCGAGACAGAAGCCUCGGCUUCCGCGAGCGAGCUAUCAACCCUUCUUUCUUUCCAGCCCGACCGACUAGGCCAUGUCAUCCAUGUGCCUGACGAGAUUAAGGAGAUUGCGCGACGCAAGCUGAGUCUCGAGCUGUGCAUUUCUUGCAAUGUUCAUGCAAAAAUGAUUAAUGGAGGGUUCUUGGAUCACAAUUUCGGUUAUUGGCGACAUGAGGAAUGCCCAAUCGCGCUAUGUACCGAUGAUGUGGGAUUUUUCUGUAGCCCCGUCUCGAACGAGUACUUGUUGGCUGCACAGCAUUUCGGUUUGAGUCGGACUGAUCUCUUGGAUAUGUGUAUUAAGUCUGCAGAUGCAAUUUUUGCUAGUGAGUACUACAGAGGGAGAAUUCAAGGUAUGCUCGAAGUAUUUGCUACUCGAUUUGACUCUGCAUGA
Molecule: messenger RNA, 1053 nt
Organism: Penicillium expansum
Lineage: Eukaryota; Fungi; Ascomycota; Eurotiomycetes; Eurotiales; Aspergillaceae
Product: putative adenosine deaminase
Exons: 4
Coding region: 1-1053 (350 amino acids)
Biological process (GO): inosine biosynthetic process; adenosine catabolic process
Molecular function (GO): adenosine deaminase activity
Source: RefSeq, a predicted model, not a curated record